Messenger RNA from Mytilus trossulus (common blue mussel), 2855 nucleotides. RefSeq lists its product as uncharacterized. Bases 129 to 2762 code for a protein of 877 amino acids. Gene Ontology annotation, molecular function: 3'-5'-DNA exonuclease activity; nucleic acid binding. Lineage: Eukaryota; Metazoa; Mollusca; Bivalvia; Mytilida; Mytilidae. The record is from RefSeq and is a predicted model, not a curated record. The transcript has 7 exons. Gene Ontology annotation, biological process: DNA catabolic process. Gene Ontology annotation, cellular component: cytoplasm.
CAUCAGAAGACCCGUCAACAGAUCGUUUACCAGUAUAUUUGAACAUUUUUUAACCAUUUUACAUCAAACUUUUAUAUCUUAUUUACUUUUAAUAUACAUCGAUGCUAUUUUUAUAAGAUCAUUAUUCAAUGGGGAGGUUUAGACACGGAUUUUUGUCUUGUAAACAAAAACAGAAAAUUGCGUCAAUUAGGAAGGGUCAGAACAUCAGACAAACGGCUCGAACAGUAUUACUAGAUCAUGCAUAUACAACUUCAUAUCCAUCGUCUUCAUAUAAACAACCAGACCUGUCAAAUUUUAUAAAUGAGGAAGUCAUAGAUGAAAACAAUGUUAACAUAACAUCAGACGACAGCUGGAGAAAUGGAAGAAGGGUCGUAGAACUUGGGGUAUUGGCAGAUCAUCUCGCUGCGUGCAAACAAUGUGGUCUUCCGCUCUCUUUACAAAACUGUUUAAACAUAACAACAUGUGGCCUGGCUGCUGUCUUGAAAGUUUUAUGUGUCAACCAAAGUUGUAAAAACAUCAAUGCCAUACCAACAGGAAAACAGCACAACAGAAUAUGGGAUGUAAAUACAAAGUUAGCAACAGCAUCAAUUCAUACUGGUCUUGGGGAAAGGCAAGUAAAUGGUUUUCUAUCCACAUUAAAUAUACCUCCAGUUAGCCACAGAAUGUUUGACCAACGACAAAAUGAAAUUGGAACAAUUCUUGAAGAAAUUGCAGAGAAAUCGAUGAAGGAAUGGACAGAGAAAGAAAAGAGUAUGACGAAAGAAUGUAGUGGAAACGACGACAUAACCGUAGCAGUUGAUGCAGGGUGGCAAAAAAGAGGUAGUGGCAGAUCGUAUGAUAGUCUCACAGGUCAUUGCUCAAUGAUUGGAACAAGAACAGGCAUGAUAUUAGAUUAUAGUUUAAGAUCAAGAACAUGCAGAGUAUGUGUGACAGCUAGAAGGAUGAAAAAGAUACCUAAAGUACAUACUUGCAGAAAGAAUUAUAGUGGGAGUUCCAAAGCAAUGGAAGCUGACAUGGUAGUACAAAUGGUAGCUGAUGCAAGAAUAAAAGGUACGAACAUUAUGACGAUAGUUGGAGAUGAGGAUGCUACAACCAUAGCCAGACUGAGAAAUAAAGUAGACAAGUCAAUAAUAAAGCUUUCGGAUAGUAAUCAUGUCAAGAAAACCCUAGGAAAGAGUCUUUUUGCUCUGAGAAAUAAACAUUCUCGCCUUACUACAAAGAUCAUUUACUAUUUUAUGAAAUGUUUUAAUUUCUUGGUUGCACAAGCUAGAGGAAGACCAGAAGAAAUAUCAAAGAAUUUACCUGCACUAUCUAAACACCCCUUUGGUGACCACACCAGUUGCGAUCCCAGUUGGUGCCAGUCUUUUGAAGACUCUAGUAUGAAAUUUCGCUCUUUACCAUAUGGUAAACCUCUAAAAGACAAGCAACUGCAGGCCUCAUUGAGCACAUUAUUCAGUAAUUACAUAACACAGUCUGAAAAGCUAGCUAAACUUGAGAGUACACAAGGCAAUGAAAGCUUUAAUGAUACAGUGGCUUCAAAAGCACCAAAAAACAGACAUUAUGGUAGUUCUGGAAGUCUUGGCUAUAGGGUUGCUGCAAGUGUCAUUCAAAAAAAUAAAGGUCACAAGUACCUCGUAGAUGCAAAUAGAACAGCUGGUCUUUCACCUGGUGUUCACACAUCCAAAGUUAGCGCGCUGAGAGAUCUCCAGUACAAAAAGAGAAAGGCAAUAGCGAUUACAAAGAAGGCUAAACUGAGAAGAUUAGAGUUGAAGACAGAACGUAAUCAAGAUAUAUCAAGCUGUGAAGUGAGGGAAGGAAUCAGUUACCAGUCAGGCAUAGAUAUGGAAGAAUCUAGAUUGGAUCCUGAAAACAUAACAGAAAUACCCCCUCCUAGAACUUCAAGAAUAGAAGCCUCACCAAAGCAUGAUUGUGUUACAGAAAUUUUCUUUGACAUAGAAGCUACAGGACUAAGUAGAUCAUCCCAUAUCACACAAUUAGCAGCAAAGAGUGCAGCAGAAUCUUUUUCCAGAUUUGUCCUACCCCAGCACCAAAUAACACCAAAGGCGGCAGAGAUUACUGGAUUGACAUUUGAGAAUGGGCAGUUAUUAUCAAAUGGAAAUGUGUUGCCUGCUGUCCAUAUCAAAAAGUGCCUCAAUGACUUUAUUUCUUUUCUUGAAAAAACUAAGAACAAUGUUUUAAUUGGCCAUAAUGUUCAAACAUAUGACUGUGUGUUAUUGUACACUUCACUACAAAAAUGUAAUUUGCUUGAUAAAUUCAAGUCAACUGUGAUAGGCUUUAUUGACACAUUGCCAUUAUUUAAACUUUCUCAUUCAGGUCUGAAUUCUUAUUCACAGACAAAUUUGUUUGAAACAUUUAUGAGCAAAUCAUAUGAAGCCCACAGGGCUGAUGAAGAUGUUGAUGCACUAUGCACACUUGUCAAUAAGAAAAUUGAGUUAAAUGUUCAUUUUGAAAAAGUAUAUAUACCAGAAUGUGUCAUAUCAGACAAAUUCAAUUCUAUGAAAGAAUUGCAUAAAAAUUUGCCUUCUUUGAAGCUGUUGAUUGAUUGUAAGAUACUUUCAUUAGGAAUGGCACGUAUUAUUGCCAGUAGUGGACUGUGCUCAAUAGAGCACUUGAAGUUGGCCUUUUCUAGGAAUGGUUGUAAAGGCAUAAAAGAUCUUUUCACAGAAAAGAGUGGUUCAGGUGUACGUGUCACAAAAUCAGAAAAGAUCAUAAGACAGGUUUCAGAUUUUUUGAAAGAAUGAUGUCAUUUUCAUGAACUUUUUGAUGUUGUUUUGAAUGUUUUUCAGUCCUUAGUUAUAUAUUUUUUAUGAAAAAAGGUCUUUGUUGUACCUAGU